AUGUCGGACCCGUUCAAGGCUCGCACGCUUAAACGCAAGAACGUGAAAGGGCUGGCUCUCAAUGCGCCCCCCAAGCCCAGCGCAAACACCCCUUCCGAGGGCGAUGCUCAGAUUCCAGGUGCGAUCGGCAAUGCUGAGAGCAACCGUACCGACACCUUAGAGAUUGGCUUGGAAUUUCGGCUGGAUCUCCGGAGUGAGGACCUGGUGAUGCUGAAGGAACUGGGCGCUGGCAACGGUGGUACCGUGUCGAAGGUGAAACAUGCGUCAACCAACGUCGUGAUGGCUCGCAAAAUCAUCCGAGUCGAUGCCAAAGAGAACGUGCGGAAGCAAAUUCUCAGAGAACUACGAGUGGGCCACGACUGCAACUGCCCGAACAUUGUGACUUUCUACGGAGCUUUCCAGAAUGAGGCGAGGGAUAUCGUUCUAUGUAUGGAAUAUAUGGAUUGCGGAUCUCUUGACCGGAUUUCCAAGGACUUCGGCCCUGUUCGAGUGGAUGUGCUGGGGAAGAUUACCGAGUCCGUUCUCGCCGGUCUGGUUUAUUUAUACGAAGUCCACCGGAUCAUGCACCGUGAUAUCAAGCCUUCCAACAUUCUUGUCAACUCCCGGGGCAAUAUCAAACUCUGUGAUUUUGGUGUGGCCACUGAAACCGUGAAUUCAAUCGCCGAUACAUUUGUUGGAACUUCGACCUACAUGGCCCCAGAACGUAUUCAGGGUGGUGCCUACACGGUCCGGUCGGACGUGUGGAGUGUGGGUUUGACGGUCAUGGAGCUGGCUGUCGGACGCUUCCCGUUUGAUUCGUCAGAUUCGACCGCGGGCGACCGUGCCAGCGCGGGCCCCAUGGGUAUUCUCGAUCUGCUUCAACAAAUUGUCCAUGAAACCGCCCCAAAGCUGCCCAAGAGCGAUGCUUUCCCGCCGAUUCUGCAUGACUUUGUUGGCAAAUGUUUAAUGAAGAAAUCGGAAGAGCGACCAACUCCUCGCGAGCUCUAUGACAAGGAUGCUUUCCUCCAAGCAGCGAAGCGCACUCCGGUAGAUCUGCAAGACUGGGCUAUAAGCAUGAUGGAUCGACAUAACCGCAAGUCAUACUUGGCAGCACCAGCACCAAAAUCGCUCAAAGAGGGUAUCACUCCGACCUCCAACAGCUCUUCCUCAGUCGCUACUCCUUCGACAGCGACCGCUUCUAAGCCACCUCCCAUCAGUAAAUCAUCGGUCCACCCUCCCCAACUACAGACCUCCAACUCCUCGGGCGAGAUUCCUCUUGUACAUGACACUUCAUCUCCAGCCCGAUACUACGGCGCGUCGGCUCACCAAUCUUCAAACUCCCGUUCUGGACGAUCUCUUCAACCACCGUCAUUGGAACACCUCUCUCUUGAGACGAGGGACGAUAACGACGCGCGCUCCGGCCGUCAUCAACACCGCCACCACGGGGAUCCGGUGUCUGCCAUCGAUGCGCCCUCACGGCCAUUUAUGAGCCCACGUUCGAUCAGCUCACACAACAACAAGACCCGCACUAACCUGAACCCCGCCGUGAUGCCCAUUUCUUCAGCUAUGCCACCACCCACUGGACCUCCUCCACCACCCCCUGUCUCCGCCGGUAACAACUACCGCGGAUACCCUGGAGCGAGUUCGUAA
This is a messenger RNA of Penicillium chermesinum, 1629 nucleotides long. RefSeq names its product MAP kinase kinase Ste7 (gene ste7). The coding region runs from base 1 to 1629 and encodes 542 amino acids. The transcript has 4 exons. Gene Ontology annotation, molecular function: ATP binding; protein kinase activity. Lineage: Eukaryota; Fungi; Ascomycota; Eurotiomycetes; Eurotiales; Aspergillaceae. Gene Ontology annotation, biological process: protein phosphorylation. The record is from RefSeq and is a predicted model, not a curated record.